Messenger RNA from Cutaneotrichosporon cavernicola, 2766 nucleotides. RefSeq lists its product as uncharacterized. Lineage: Eukaryota; Fungi; Basidiomycota; Tremellomycetes; Trichosporonales; Trichosporonaceae. The record is from RefSeq and is a predicted model, not a curated record. Gene Ontology annotation, molecular function: nitronate monooxygenase activity. The transcript is spliced from 8 exons. Bases 1 to 2766 code for a protein of 921 amino acids.
AUGCCGCCCAACCCUCCCACCCUCUCGUACUUUACGCGCCUCUCCCCGAGCGUAUAUUACCUCCCCCGGCCACCACCCACGACGCUCCCUCCUCUCCCGCCUCUCCCCUCUCCCGCGUCCACACCCGCCCUCGCCACGCCUGCCACCCCCGCGCCCCGCCUCGUCGUCCUCGCCACGUGGAUGGGCGCCCAACCAGCCCACAUGGACAAGUACAUUGAGCCGUACCGCCGCCUGUUCCCGUCGUCGCCCAUCCUUGUCCUCCGCUCAGAGCCCGGCGACUGGCUCGUACCGUGGAAGAAACCUGACAUGAGUCCCGGUGCGGACGUGGUGCGCUCUCUGUUCCCCGAGAUCGCUGCGGGGUCCCAACCCAACCCCUCCCCAAGCACCCCCUCGCUGCACGAAAGCCAAACCACCGCCUCGUUACACGAAAGCAAGAGCCGACCAGAACUCGUCAUCCAAGUGUGGUCAAAUGGGGGCUCGGCCUCGCUCGCGCGACUGCGCCAAUCUCUCGGCCCCAGCAUCCUUCCUCCCUUCACAUUAGUGCUGGAUAGCACGCCGUCCCAGUUCUCCUACAGCGGCACAUACACGGCCUUUUCUCUGGUCGCGCCGAGAAAGUGGAGAUGGAUCCUGCGUCCGUUCCUACACGGUCUCGUGGCGUGGUUCUGGCUCCUCACUUUCCUGCGGUCGGCUUUGGAUUUCCGAUCAAGAAGCAAAUCGAGAAAAUACGGACCCCUAGCCCUGUUGGCUGCAUCGCACAAUACGCGGGAAUUGCAACUGGUCGAAGCGCGAAGGACGUACAUCUACUCGAAAGAGGACGCGCUUAUUCCUUACAAGGAUGUGGAAGAGCAUGCGGAGGAUGCGGAGAAGAAGGGGUUCAAGGUCCGGAUGGAGGAGUUUGUGGGGACGGCACAUGUCGCACAUGCGCUCGGCGUCCAGCACCCGAUCAUGCUCGCGGGCAUGUCGGUUGCCGCGGGCCCCAAGCUCGCAGCCGCCGUCACCAACGCCGGCGGUCUCGGUGUCAUUGGCGGUGUCCGCGCUACACCAAAGUACCUCCGCAGCCAGAUCCACGAGAUUAAGAAACACCUCUCCGACCCCAACGGCGCCUUUGGAGUCGACCUUCUCUUGCCCCAGCUCGGCGGCAGUGCUCGCAAGACGAACAAGGACUACACGAAUGGCCAGCUGGAUGACCUCAUCUCGGUGGUUAUCGAGGAGGGAGCAAAGCUCUUCGUUUCCGCAGUCGGCGUGCCGCCCAAAGAGGUUGUGGACCGGCUGCACAAGCAUGGCAUUGUGGUCAUGAACAUGGUCGGCCACCCCAAGCACGUUCCCAAGGCGCUCGCCGUCGGCGUCGACAUCAUCUGCGCCCAGGGCGGCGAGGGCGGCGGCCACACCGGCGACGUCCCCUUCUCGAUUCUCAUCCCCGCCUGCGUCGACGCAUGCAAGGGCAAGACCUCGCCUCUGACCGGCAAGCCUAUCAUGGUCAUUGCCGCUGGCGGUAUUGCCGACGGCCGCGGCCUCGCCGCGUCGCUCAUGUACGGUGCGGAUGGUGUGUGGGUCGGCACGCGUUUCGUGGCUUCCGUCGAAGCCGGCGCGCCCCCCAAACACAAGGAGUCCGUCCUCACCGCCGGGUUCGGAGACGCCCGCCGCACCCUCAUCUACUCGGGCCGCCCCAUGCGUGUCCGCUACACAGACUACGUCAAGGACUGGGAGGAGAACCGCCAGGAGGAGAUCAAGCUGCUUACGGAGCAAGGCAUCAUCCCGCACGAGGACCAUAUGGCCAAGCACCCAGAGACCGGCGCAAAGGGUCUCAAAUUUUUGAUGGGGGAUGUCGCCAGUGUGAUUGACUCUGUCAAGAGUGCGAAGGAUAUCGUCGACGAGAUGGUGACGACGGCAGUGAGGUGUAUCCAGGUCGGAGUGGCGGACAUCAGUGUCUGGGCCGCCAAGCCCGUCGAACUGAGCUACGACGUCCUCGAACCCGAGACAAAGGGCAGGGGAUGUAUGGUGAUCUGCCAUGGGCUGUUGGGAUCCAAGGCUAAUUGGCGCGGACUGGCGAGGCGCUUUGCAAAGGAGCUGAAUAUGCCGGUGUAUACUCUGGACCUUCGCAACCAUGGGCGCUCGCCACACGCCCAGCCGCACACGUACCCGGCCAUGGCGGUGGACGUGGCCCAUUUCCUCACCUCACACGGGCUCGAGGAUGUGAAUCUCCUCGGGCAUAGCAUGGGCGGAAAGACUGUCAUGGCGCUAGCCUUGAACGACAAGCUGAACAAGCCGCUCAAGAGUCUAAUCAGUGUCGACAUUGCACCGACAAACGAACCCAUUGAGCCACAAUACGACAGCUACCUCCGCGGUAUGCGGGAGAUCGAGGCGGCGCACUUGACAUCCAGGAAGGAGGCGGAUAAGAUGAUGGAGCCUUAUGAGGCUGAUGCCGGGGUGCGGCAAUUCCUCCUGACCAAUGCAGUGAUGGAGGAUGGGCACGUGUGUUUCCGCGUCGGGAUCGAUACCCUCGCCUCGGCAACUAGGGGGUUGGGGACGUUCCCGUACCACGUCAAAGAUGGACGACCCGAGGCGACGUGGGACGGCCCGACACUGUUCCUCAGAGGGAGCAGGAGCGACUACGUCCUGGACAAGCAUUUGCCCGACGCGCGCAAGUUGUUCCCGCACUUGGAGGUUGAGACGCUGGAUGCUGGGCACUGGGUACAUGCCGAGCUUCCGCGGGAGACGGGCGAUGCGGUGAUUGCGUUUGUGCGCCGUAGCCAGAGUCGUUUGUAG